GUGAGCUCCGGUGCGGGGAGACGUGGUGUCCGAGCCCUCGAGGGCCCGUCAGCAGGUGCGGUGUGAACGUGAGUGCCUGCAGAAGCUCGAAGCGCUCCGGGUCCUGCGGGAAUUGUCCUUCUGUCUUUGUACAAUAUUGUUGAUGGGACAAAGAAGUGGGCGUCAAGGAAGAAGCAAGAAAUUAGAGCUGACACUAAGUGAGACCAUGAAGGCAGAAGCAGAAGUACACAAUAAUGAAGAGGAAGCCAAAGACCAGAGGCUAACAUCAGUCUUUGGUGUGGCAGACUUAAAAAAUGGAGCUGUUGGACUGUACAACGUUGGACAGAGCUGCUGUCUGAACUCUCUGCUCCAAGUGUUUCUCAUGAAUAUACACUUCACUGGGAUACUUCGAAGGAUCACAGUGCCACCAUGUGCUGUGCAGAAGAGGAGGAAUGUCCCAUACCAAAUGCUCCUGCUGUUGGAGGAGAUGCAGUGUGGCAAGCGGAAAGCUGUUUCUCCCAUAAACCUCGCCUGCUGUCUUUCAGCAUACAGAGUGAAAUUGUUUGUGCAGUAUGAUGCUGCCCAGCUCUUUCUGACUCUCUGGAACUUGAUAAAGAGGCAGAUGAAAAAGCCAGAGCUGGUUGAAGAGCUGAGUUACUUGUACACUAUCUGUGUACAGGAGCACCUGGCCUGUCAGAAAUGCUCUUCUGAAACAAAGAGGAACAGCAGCAUGUUAACCCUUCCACUCCCAGUGUUGGAUUCCAAUUCUGACAUGCUGAAGACGCUGGAGGACUGUCUGCAAUACUUUUUCCGUCCAGAAGAGUUGACUGAUCACAACAUGUGUUUCUGUGAACAGUGUGGAAGGAAAACACCUUUUUUGCAGAGCAUGAAGCUAGUCCAUCUGCCACAGACUCUGACCAUACACCUAAAGCGCUUCUGCUUCGAAAAAUCAGCCUACGUUCACAAGCUUAGUCACUAUCUGCCAUUCCCACAAGACCUUGAUUUCAAUGCAAUCCUGACAGAAGAUCAGUGCCAAGCAGAUGACAAUGAAAAGGCUACCUGGCAGUAUGAGCUUUUUGCCGUUGUUGCUCAUUCAGGAUCAACUAGUUGUGGACACUACUGUGCCUAUAUUCGAAGUCUCACAGAAUGUAAAUGGUAUUGCUUCAACGAUUCUGAGGUUUGCCAGGUAUGGUGGGAUGAUGUUAAAUGCACCUAUGGACAUUUCAACCUCCACUGGGGAGAAACGGCCUAUCUCUUGAUUUACAUGAAAAAACAUCCUCAGUAGCCUUAACCAGGGGUAUCAGAAUGUCUCAGGAAGCUGUGCGUUGUCCAUGGAGCUCAGCACCUCUGUGCCAGUAUGGACGUGUACAAAUGUUCCACAAGAAAGACGUUCUGCACUCAGUGACAACUGCCUUCACAUUUAUUUGUGAUCAGCUAGAGAAAGGACCUGAGAAAGGACCUAAGAAAGAACCUAGAAACUUUUUCUUUCAUACAUUUUUGAUAUUUAUGUGAUUCUGUAUAUUAAUUUCUUCUUAAAAGAUAGUAAAGUUAGUCCUAGUCUCUGUCGACUUACUGGUUUCUUUAAUGCUGAUGCCUAGGUUUCAGUACAGGGGAAGUGUUUGGCCUGAAAGCCUGCGUGAUGUUCCAGGGAGGCACACGGUAUGGUGGGAGAGCUGUGAUAGCCAUACCUAGCCAGGAAGACCGUAAGAGCUUGAGACUUACUCUGCCCUUUUAGCGCCAUGUUAGAUGCUGGCAGGCUGGGCAGGAGAACCCAAAAGUCUUGAGAAACAGCUGGAACAAGGACCAGAACCCUUAUGACACAUGCACCAGUGAAGUUUACUCCUUAAAACCUUCCUGAAAAUGAACCACUGCAGGGGUUGAGAUGUGUUUGAAAGUCAGUGUCAGCAUAAAGAGGUGUUUUUAGAUCAGGAGCUAUUGUAGUAGUUCUGAUUUACAAGAUGAGUUUGUAUAUAUUUAUGCAGAUGAUUAUUGUUUUAGCAUGCUUAUCAGGCAUUUAUAUGCAUUUUCUUUCCUGUAUAGAGGAGAAUAUUCAGGGCAACAGAGAUUCUGAAGCUAGCUAGUGAUUUUGCACAAUACACUUGCGAUAAGAGGAGAAGUGAGAUGCCUUCAUGUACUUGAACUGGGAUUUUCCUUUAGUACUCUUCAGCUGGUUGCCAGCUGGAAUUGUCUUGCUCUCUCCCUUCCUUCCCUGCCCAUGAAGUGGAAAUGUCCCUCAAGCAGAAAGUGUUCUGGAGGGAACAAUUUUAUAAAGAAAGUGAGUAAUUUUUAAAUCUCCUGUUGAGUCCUGUCACUCUGUGCUGUUGGUUCGGCCUGUGCUCCCAUGGCAAGACCACAGAGCUGGAGGGAAAGAUGAAGGAAGGCUGGUAACGUGUGACAAUCAGAAGAGUGUGCUGAAACCUCAUCACAAGACUCAGCUGUGAGGAAAGUUAAAAACUUUGGUUGUGAUGUUUUUAAAGCACUCCUUGUGGUAAGUUUUCACGUACCACAGUCUGUGAAAGGAUCAGUGAUUCCAGUAGUUUGAGAUCUAAAAGCACCUUCUAGCCUAACGUAUUCUUUGACUGUAUCUUUACAAGGGUGCUAUUUUUGUGGGACUCAGCACAUUUUAAAAUUACUAAUUUAGUUAUAAUAGUAGCUAUAUAUGACCUAAUUUUAUUUUGAUAAUGAUGAUGAAGUUCCCAAAUCACGUCCGUUUUCUGUUGGUAUGUGGAAGGUGAACUGAGAAAUCUUGGAGCAUAGCUGUGAAAUUACAUUUUGAUGAACUAGCAGGUGUUUAUUUUACUGUACUAGCAAGGUCUGUUGUUCUGUUCAACUCUCUUGUAUUUGUACUGUUCAUUCUGUGUUUAAAC
Messenger RNA from Aptenodytes forsteri (emperor penguin), 2846 nucleotides. It is a transcript of the gene USP18, whose product is annotated as ubiquitin specific peptidase 18. Gene Ontology annotation, biological process: protein deubiquitination. Gene Ontology annotation, cellular component: cytosol; nucleus. The record is from RefSeq and is a predicted model, not a curated record. Gene Ontology annotation, molecular function: cysteine-type endopeptidase activity; cysteine-type deubiquitinase activity. Lineage: Eukaryota; Metazoa; Chordata; Aves; Sphenisciformes; Spheniscidae. Bases 143 to 1264 code for a protein of 373 amino acids. The transcript is spliced from 11 exons.